AUGAAACCAUCGAGCGGCUCUAGUAUUCCUAGUAAUGGGUCGCUUCAUAAGCAACCCACGAAACCAACAGUUCACCCCGUUGUCCCCGUCAACCAAGAUGUCAAAGCUUACUUUGCCGAGGCAGUCCUCGAUAAUUCCCAGCCGUGGCUUCUGAAUCCAGAAAUUCCAUCACCUGAUGAGAUAAUGGGAACUGGAUCUGAGACUGAAUUCGUUGAUCUGCUGCCAAAUCGGAUCGUAGGUCCCUGGAGCUCGAAGAACGAGUAUCUGAAAGCCCACUAUGAGUUGCUUAGAGAAGACUCAGUUGCUCCCCUACGGGACGCUGUAGCGUACGUUCGAGAGAAUCCAGAGAUGCAAGAUACGAAUACCGUAUCUAUCUACGAGAAGGUACACAUUGUAGGUAUUACAUUUACACAACAAGGCUUGGCGACUCGAAUCCAGUUUUCGACCAUUAGAUCGGGAAAGAACAUUGUCUGGGAAUAUUCUAAGCGCCUACGGACAGGCACCAUCGUUGCACUUUCUCCGACGGUUGAUUCGUUCAGAAAUAAAUGUGUUAUUGCUGUUGUGGCAGCCCGGCCACUAAAUGGUGUAAAGCAAUGCCCUCCAGAGAUCGAUCUUUAUUUCGCGCGGUCUGUGGAUGCAGAGUUCGAUCCACAUCAGGAAUGGGUCAUGGUUGAGGCCAAAGAUGGCUACUUCGAAGUAUUAAAAUUGAACGUAGCUACUAACAGUUUCGACAGGUUUCCACUCGCCGAACAAAUCUGCUUACUCCAUCCUAAUACCGAAACUCCCGAGUAUGUCAAAGCAGGUCCAGUCAUGGACAUACAGUCCGCUAUCAGUCCAUCUGGAGAAGAAGGCAAAAUUAAUGUUCUAGAAUACUGGCCUAAGUACCCAACAGGUGAUCUGGAUGCCACCCAAUGGAGGGCUUUGGAGCAAAUGCUUACAAAAAGCCUUGCCGUUAUCCAAGGGCCCCCAGGAACCGGCAAAACAUUCGUCUCUGUGAUUGCGUUGAGGAUUUUGCUCUCCAACAUGAACCCAGGAGAUCCGCCUAUAGUCAUCGCCUCGCAGACAAACCAUGCUCUGGAUCAGCUUCUGAGGCACGUUUCUCGUUUUGAGAGGGACUAUAUUCGCUUGGGAGGCAGAAGUAAUGACCCUGAGAUCAAAAAGCGUACCCUUUUUGAAGUCCGACAAAAUGAACCCCUUGCUACCAUACAAGGCAGUGUUCUUGGACAGGCCCAAAAGCGAUAUAAUAAAUAUCAUCACACGAUUGCUGAUCUCUUGCAGAACUUCAGUGUCGAGAACGAUGGCACUCUUCUUCCGCCUGAGUUUUUCACAAAGUAUGGCCUACUGACUGCAACACAAUGUGACUCUCUCGAGAAGGGGGCAAAGGGCUGGAUACGACCCAACAAUGAAGAAGAUGUCUAUCCCUUGAUAGCCUGGCUUGGAGAGCAAGCGGUCCCAUUCGAAGUACACUAUUCAACUGAGAACUUCGGCUUCGAUGAAGAUGAGAUUGAUCUAGAGUAUGAACAACUUAGAGAAUUAGAAACCGACCAAGGGAUCGAAGAGGAGGACCGUGAAGUUCUCAAGGGACCGUUCAUUUGUCUUCGAGAAAGAUUCUGCGGACAAAGUACUUCGGCCUCCGAAGAAGCUAGCCAAAAGUAUCUGAAGGAGCCCGACCUGUGGAAGAUACCUGUCAAGGCACGUGGAGGAGUAUAUAAUACUCUUCGAAAACUGCUCAAGGAUAAAAUCAGGCGGAAGUUUCAAAGCUUGGUUACACUUAAUACAAACAAUUGCAAAGACAUCCGCAUUGGAAAGUGGGAACGGGACAAUCAUCUCCUCCGGGAUGCCAAGCUGAUUGGGAUGACAACAACGGGCCUUAGCAAGUACCGAGCUCUUGUAUCAAGUUUAAAACCGAAGGUUGUUUUGAUAGAAGAAGCAGCCGAAGCCAUCGAAGCACCGAUAGCAGCUGCCUGCCUCGAUUCUCUUCAACAUAUGAUCCUUGUGGGAGAUCACCAACAACUCAGGGGAAGUUGCUCGGUACAGGACCUUCAGGGUGAACCGCUCUUCCUGGACAUUUCAAUGUUCGAAAGGCUCGUGAAUAACGGGAUUCAAUACGAGACUCUUAGAAGACAGAGGCGGAUGGUACCAGAGAUACGACGAUUGCUGGAACCCAUUUACGGCGAGCUUCAGGACCAUGAGUCAGUUCUUGAACGCCCCAAAGUGCCAGGAAUGGGGGAUGUACGAUCAUACUUUUUUUCUCACAAUUGGCCAGAAAGCAAUGACAGCUUAUCUUCGAAGUACAAUGAGAAGGAGGCGGAAAUGAUUAUAGGAUUCUUCAUGCACCUGGUGCUCAACGGCGUUGCUGUCAAGGAUAUAACCGUUCUGACAUUUUAUAAUGGCCAGAGAAAAAAGCUGCUCAAACUAUUCAAGGAAAAUUCCUAUCUCCAGGGUCAGUAUGUGAACAUUGUGACGGUUGAUUCGUUUCAGGGAGAAGAAAACGAGGUAGUGAUUCUAUCGCUGGUGAGAAGCGGCCGGUCUACCAUCGGCUUUUUAUCUAUAGAGAACAGAGUCUGCGUUGCGCUUUCGCGUGCUAGAAACGGCUUUUAUAUCUUUGGAGACUCUACAACGCUUGCUGAUGCGGAUUCCCUCUGGUGGCAAGUUGUCACCCUCAUGGGAGGCAAGAACCCAAAACGAAGGCUUGGUUUUUAUCUACCUUUAACAUGCACCAAACAUGGAAAUGUGAUAUACAAGAAAGAUCCCUCUGAUUGGAACACUGCCUACGGAGGAUGUGACCUCUCAUGUAACGAGCGUCUAGGCUGUGGACACAGAUGUCCACUAUCAUGCCAUAGUUUCUCCCAUGAUCAAGUCAAGUGCAUUGAGGUCUGUGGUCGACAGAUGCGAUGUGGUCACAAAUGUGAUAACCCCUGCUAUGAGAUUCACACCUGUUUCUGUGGGUGCCCGUUGAACUCCGCCAUUGAGUGUAACUCGGAAGCUGCUGGGGGUUUGCUCUCUAGAAAGGAUGGAUGUAUAUUUGAGGACGACAGCCACCGCCAGGCUGCCAUUCGAAGCUACCAAGCCUUCGCAAAGGGUGGAUCCAAGGAACAGGACGAACGACUUCUCCGGAUGGCUGAGUUAAGCAUGUAG
Molecule: messenger RNA, 3138 nt
Organism: Aspergillus caelatus
Lineage: Eukaryota; Fungi; Ascomycota; Eurotiomycetes; Eurotiales; Aspergillaceae
Product: putative DEAD box helicase involved in nonsense mediated decay
Exons: 5
Coding region: 1-3138 (1045 amino acids)
Biological process (GO): regulatory ncRNA-mediated heterochromatin formation
Cellular component (GO): nuclear RNA-directed RNA polymerase complex
Molecular function (GO): helicase activity
Source: RefSeq, a predicted model, not a curated record